CGCCUUCGUACCUUUCGACUUUCUCCUAACGACUUUUCUUGUUUGUCAUUCACAAUGAAGUUCACGACCGCCCUUGCUACUCUUGCGUUCGCCGCUGCCUCUUCGCUCGUCAACGCUGCGCCCGCCAAUGAGGCGCGCGACGUUUGGGACCCGAAGGUACUGUUCCCUACCACGGGCUCGGUCCUCCAGUCUGGCCAGGCCUACACUGUCACUUGGGAUCUGAGCCAAAAGCCCGCCGAAAUCACGAACCCAAUCGGCACAAUCACACUCAACUUCGGUAACUUUGGAAGUCCAUUGAUUUUGGCCCGCGGUUUCGAGCUUACUGACGGACAAGCUGAGAUCACGAUUCCGGAAGUUUACACGGAAAGCGACUAUAGCAUUACCUUAUGGGGAGACUCGGGCAACUGGAGUGGACAGUUCGAGAUCCAAGGUGUCAACUAGCUUGGUUAGCGAGUGCUUAGUAAGUACGAAAGCCUGACUAAGCGUAGAAGGACGAUACAACGCCAUGUAAUGAGCUUACGAUACGGACUUGAUGCGGACAUUUCGUGUUGUUUACUAGCGUAUUAGCAGACUGUACAACGCCAUUAUGUAUAAGCGCACUUUUAAAGCGUUUC
Messenger RNA from Phanerochaete carnosa HHB-10118-sp, 614 nucleotides. RefSeq lists its product as uncharacterized. Lineage: Eukaryota; Fungi; Basidiomycota; Agaricomycetes; Polyporales; Phanerochaetaceae. The record is from RefSeq and is a predicted model, not a curated record. The transcript has 4 exons. The coding region runs from base 55 to 441 and encodes 128 amino acids.